AUGGAGAGUGAUUUGCAUGAACUUGAGCCAAUUGAAGAGUAUGAGAAUGAGGAUUCUCUUGAAAUUAGUGAUAAGGCUACUGUUGAAGCAACCAUUGAUACUCCUAUUAAUGAGGAUCCAAAUGAAAAGAAUGUUUAUAAGAGAAAGCCUAGGAAGAAAACUUCUACUGUAUGGAAUCAUUUUGAGCAAGUUGAGGUUUCUGGUAGACACUUGGAGUCGUGUUUGAAGUACGUAGGUUCAAAGAAGAAGCAAAAGGUUUUGUCAGUUGAGAGUAAUGCGUCUGGUGAUGUGGGCAUCAUUUCAAAUUUCCAGUUUGAUGAAAAUUCUGACUGGCGGUUAAAUAGGCGUGUGUUGAACUUUUGUAAUAUUCCGCCUCCACACUCUAGACUUCUUAUUGCUGAUGCACUUCAUAAAUGUUUUAGAGACUGGGGUAUUGAGAGUAAAGUUUGUUCAAUAACUGUAGACAAUGCCAAGGCAAAUGAUGUAGUAUUGAGGCACUUGCGAGAUGUUUUUAAUAUGAGAAAAUCUCUUGUAGUUGGGGGCAAGUUGUUUCAUGUGUGUUGUUGUGCACACAUAACUAAUUUGAUGGUUCAGGAUGGUCUUGGCGAGAUUGGAGAUAUUGUUGAUUAUGUGAGGGACGGAAUAAAAUUCUUGGUAGCAUAUGAAGGAAGAUUAAAGCAAUUUACUGAAAUUGCAAAGAACUUGCAUUUGUCAUCCAAGAAGUUAUUUUUGGACGUACCUACUCGUUGGAACAGUACAUAUUUGAUGUUGUCAGCUGCAUAUGAGUUUAAGGAUGUAUUUUCUAUGUAUGGAUUCAACGAUCGUCAAUUUACUUGGGUGCCAUCGCAUGAAGAUUGGGAUAAAGUCAAAUCUGUCUGUGAACUUUUGGGGGUCUUUAAUCAAGUAACCAAGAUUGUAUCUGGUAGUGACUAUCCAACAUCAAAUUUAUUCCUUCCUGAAAUUUGGCGAAUGAAAGAGGUUCUAACUAAGAAAUGUGAUGAUGAAAAUGAUUACAUUAGAUCUAUGGCACGUCGAAUGAAAGCCAAGUUUGAUAAAUACUAG
This is a messenger RNA of Alnus glutinosa, 1062 nucleotides long. Its product is annotated as zinc finger BED domain-containing protein RICESLEEPER 2-like. Bases 1 to 1062 code for a protein of 353 amino acids. The record is from RefSeq and is a predicted model, not a curated record. Gene Ontology annotation, molecular function: DNA binding. The transcript has 3 exons. NCBI's taxonomy places the organism in Eukaryota, Viridiplantae, Streptophyta, Magnoliopsida, Fagales, Betulaceae.